UUUGGUCAGUCAUAUGCUACAAACAUUAACUUUUGGUAAGGUGAAAGUACGACCCUAUCUGAAAGAAAAUGUCUAGUAUAUCAGAUGUUCUACAGGAUAUGAAGCAGAAAGUGUGCAGCUGUAUAGAUAAAUGGUCAGAAAAGCUGCGCAUGCUCAGUGAGGAUAUCUGGAGCUGUCCUGAGCUCGCUUAUGAAGAACACAAGGCUCACGACAGACUGGUGGAGUUUUUCAGUCAGGACCCAGGCUGGAAGGUGGACUCUCAUUUCAAACUCCCCACUGCCUUCAGAGCCAAGUGGGCACCUGCAGCCAGCCAGCAUGGUCACGUGAUCAACGUGGGUUUCUUGUGCGAGUAUGACGCCCUGCCGGGGAUUGGACACGCGUGUGGACACAAUCUAAUCGCUGAGGUGGGAGCUGCUGCUGCUGUGGGGCUCAAACAUGUGCUGGAAAACACGGAGAGCCUUCCGGUACCCGUCCAGGUGACGGUCCUGGGGACCCCUGCUGAGGAGGGUGGUGGAGGUAAAAUUGACUUGAUAAAAGAGGGAGCAUUUGAGGGUAUGGAUGUAGUGUUUAUGGCCCACCCGUCAAAGGAGGAUGCUGUCUACCUGCCCUGUGUGGCUAUACAUGAUGUGAUUAUAAAGUACCAUGGGAAGGCGUCUCAUGCCUCGGCCUACCCCUGGGAAGGAGUGAACGCGUUGGAUGCAGCGGUGCUGUGCUACAACAAUCUGUCAGUGCUCAGACAGCAGAUGAAGCCGGACUGGAGAGUUCACGGUAUUAUUAAACAUGGAGGAGAGAAACCAAACAUCAUCCCUGCCUUCACCCAGCUCGAGUACUAUCUGAGAACGCCGUCACGAAGUGAGCUGCCGGUCCUGAAGGAGAAAGCUGUGAGAUGUUUCAGAUCAGCUGCUGAUGCCACUGGAUGUCAGGUUGAAGUGGAGUUUUCCAAAAAUCAGUUUGACAACAUGCUGCGUUUCUCUACGCUGGAGGAGCUGUUUGAGAGGAACGGCAGAGCUCUGGGGAUGGACUUCACCACUGAUGAAGCUGUUCUCGAGGAAUCAGGCUCCACAGACUUUGGCAACGUGACAUUUGUAGUUCCUGGUAUCCAUCCGUACUUCUAUAUUGGCUCUAACGCUCUGAACCACACGGAAGAGUACACUGUAGCUGCAGGUGAUGCCAGAGCUCAGUUCUUCACCCUGAGGGUGGCCAAGGCUCUGGCUAUGACAGCUCUAGAUGUGCUGCUGCAUCCUGAGCUGCUGCAGAGGGUGAAAGAAGAGUUCACUGAGGCCAUAAUGAAAGAGGAGAGAUGAUGGGGGAGGAGGAGUAGAGGCUGAUGACCAUAUACUUUUAACAUGGAUUUGACUUUUGAUGUCUCUGAAUGAAAUCGGUAUUAAAAAAAAUAAAAGAUACAUUUAUCUGCA
Messenger RNA from Cheilinus undulatus (humphead wrasse), 1415 nucleotides. Its product is annotated as peptidase M20 domain-containing protein 2-like. Lineage: Eukaryota; Metazoa; Chordata; Actinopteri; Labriformes; Labridae. Bases 69 to 1304 code for a protein of 411 amino acids. Gene Ontology annotation, molecular function: dipeptidase activity. The transcript has 7 exons. The record is from RefSeq and is a predicted model, not a curated record.